UGAAAGCAAAUUAACCGCAGGCAACAUUGAAUAAUAAUGCCAGUUCAUCUACCCACUGUGUACGUCAACUCCCCGUCUCACUUCCGCAUCAGCCCAAACUUCAAUUUCAAGUCUUUCAAACCUUCUUCCUCACUUGGGAAAACUAAAAAGAAAAAGGAUUGCCCCCGAAUUAGAACUUCCGUUUCCAGUAGGGUUGGAGAUUCCUGUGUCGAAUAAUUUGGUUCGUCUGGAAGGUCAAGUUUCUUCUUGAUUUCUGUUCAUUUCCGAAGUGAUUCCAGCAAUUUCGAUCGGGAACUGUUGGUAUUUCAAUCUCUGGGCCAUCAGAAGAAGAAUAGUAUACAGUAGUUCUUCUAGAAAGGGCUAAAUGGCAUCACUGGCAGAUAUAGGGCUAUCAGCUGCUAUUAAUAUUCUUACUGCAGUUAUUUUUCUGGUGGCAUUUGCAAUUUUGAGGCUUCAGCCGUUCAAUGACAGAGUGUAUUUCCCAAAAUGGUAUCUUAAGGGUUUACGAAACAGCCCUUCACACUCGGGGGCAUUUGUGAAGAAGAUUGUUAAUUUGGAUUGGAGAUCAUAUGUGAGGUUUCUGAACUGGAUGCCCGAUGCACUAAAGAUGCCCGAACCUGAACUCAUUGAUCAUGCUGGACUAGACUCUGCAGUGUAUUUGAGGAUCUACUUGCUAGGGCUGAAGAUCUUCGUUCCUAUAGCAUUGCUUGCAUUUUCUGUCCUAGUACCUGUAAACUGGACCAAUCAUACCUUGAGAGAUUCUAAGUUAACCUAUAACGACAUUGAUAAGCUUUCUAUUUCAAAUAUUCCAGACAAAUCUCUCAGGUUUUGGGCCCAUAUUGUUAUGGCCUAUGCUUUUACCUUCUGGACAUGCUAUGUCUUGAGGGCCGAGUAUGCAAAGGUUGCUGAGAUGCGCCUUCACUUUCUUGCAACAGAAAAGCGCCGACCUGAUCAGUUUACAGUCCUUGUUAGGAACAUCCCUUUGGAUCCUGAUGAAUCAUAUAGUCAAAGCGUAGAACAUUUCUUCCUUGUUAAUCAUCAAGAUUAUUUAACAAAUCAGGUUGUAUGCAAUGCAAAUAAACUUGCCAAAUUACUCAAGGAGAAGAAGAGUAAGCAAAAUUGGCUUGAUUAUUACCAGUUAAAAUAUUCUAGGGGUAAUCACUUGAAACGUCCCACGAUGAAGACUGGGUUUCUUGGAUGCUGUGGAAGCAAAGUGGAUGCUAUAGAUCAUCAAACUUCUGAGAUUGAGAGAUUAUCCAAAGAAAUUGCUGAAGAGAGAGAAAGGGUGAAAAAUGAUCCGAAAGCCCUCAUGCCAGCAGCGUUCGUCUCUUUCAAAUCUCGAUGGUCUGCUGCGGUUUGUGCACAAACACAACAAACCAGAAAUCCAACUUUGUGGUUGACAGAGUGGGCUCCAGAACCGCGUGACGUAUACUGGCAAAACCUGGCAAUUCCAUACGUGUCAUUGACAAUUAGGAAGCUCAUAAUCAGUGUUGCAUUCUUUUUCCUCACCUUCUUUUUUAUGAUUCCUGUUGCAUCAGUCCAAGGUCUUGCUAACAUUGAAGGUAUCAGAAAAAGGGCGCCCUUUUUGAAGGUUAUCAUUGACGUACCUUUCAUCAAAUCAUUCAUUCAGGGGUUUCUUCCUGGUCUUGCUUUGAAGAUUUUUCUCAUCCUGCUGCCUACUAUAUUGAUGUUCAUGUCCAAAUUUGAAGGCUUUCUGAGUUUAUCAUCCUUAGAGCGAAGAGCUGCUUCCAGAUAUUAUAUUUUCAACUUUGUGAAUGUCUUCUUUGCGAGCAUAAUUGCAGGAGCCGCCUUUGAACAAUUGAACACAUUCAUCCAUCAGUCGGCAGACAAAAUCCCUGAAACUAUUGGUGUAGCUAUCCCAAUGAAAGCAACUUUCUUCAUAACCUACAUAAUGGUGGAUGGAUGGGCUGGAACUGCUGGGGAGAUCUUGAGGCUUAAACCACUGAUAUUCUUCCAUUUAAAAAAUUUCUUCCUAGUUAAGACUGAAAAGGACAGGGAGGAAGCAAUGAACCCCGGAAGCAUUGGUUUCAACACGGGUGAACCCCAAAUACAGUUAUACUUUUUGUUGGGCCUCGUCUAUGCUGUUGUCACUCCGAUCCUUCUUCCUUUCAUACUGAUUUUCUUUGGUCUCGCGUUUGUUGUGUAUCGACACCAGAUUAUUAAUGUGUACAACCAAGAGUAUGAAAGCGCGGCAGCAUUCUGGCCAGCAGUUCAUGGACGGAUCAUAUUUGCAUUGAUUUUCUCUCAUAUCUCUACACUGGGACUGUUGAGCGCCAAACAUGCUGCCACAUCAGCACCAUUCCUACUAGCUCUCCCUGUAUUAACUUUCUCCUUUCAUUUGUACUGCAAGGGCCGCUAUGAAUCUGCGUUCACCAAAUAUCCAUUACAGGAAGCAAAGAUGAAAGAUACUCUAGAGAGAGCCACGGAGCCCGCACUGAACCUAAAAGCGUACCUUCAAGAUGCAUAUGUUCACCCAGUUUUUAAAGGGGAUGAUGACGAUGAUGACGAGGAAACCAAUGAAAAAUUGGAGCGAGAGGGCAUACUGGUCCCCACAACACGCCACUCUCGGAGAAACACGCCUGCUCCGAGCAAAGUCAGCGCCGGCUCCUCACCCUCUCUUCCAGAUGUAAUUUUUGAAAGAGAACCCUGAAUCAAUGCUCUAUUUGGUUAUAUGCCUACCUAGUGUGUGUGUGUGUGUGUUCUUUAGGAGCUUAAUGAAGAAAGAAAAUGUCACAAUGUAAAUUAUCAUCUUCCAUAUUCCAUAAUGUUUAGCUGAAAGCAUUGUAUAGACCCCUCCCGUACUGUUUUAAGAACUCGAGAAGCCUUUGCAUUCAGAAGAAUCUGUAGCUCUAAGGCAGUAGGCAAUCUUGAGUUUCUGUGAGUAUAGAUGAUGUAGAAGUGGUCUGCAAAACCUUGUGUUGUAAUUCCAAGCUUCUGAAAUUUCAAUUUCAUCGUUCUUCCUUCACUCCUUUCGUUUUUUACAGUAACUGCAGUUUGAUUUUGUUGAAAUUUUAACAAUAUUGUAACAAAUUUUAACAAAAUCUUGUGGAUUAUA
Messenger RNA from Cuscuta epithymum, 3076 nucleotides. The record is from the annotation of a GenBank genome assembly. Lineage: Eukaryota; Viridiplantae; Streptophyta; Magnoliopsida; Solanales; Convolvulaceae.